Anneissia japonica is the source of this 2416-nucleotide messenger RNA. RefSeq names its product homeobox protein slou-like. Gene Ontology annotation, cellular component: nucleus. The record is from RefSeq and is a predicted model, not a curated record. The coding region runs from base 536 to 1483 and encodes 315 amino acids. Gene Ontology annotation, molecular function: DNA-binding transcription factor activity, RNA polymerase II-specific; RNA polymerase II cis-regulatory region sequence-specific DNA binding. Lineage: Eukaryota; Metazoa; Echinodermata; Crinoidea; Comatulida; Comatulidae. The transcript is spliced from 2 exons. Gene Ontology annotation, biological process: regulation of transcription by RNA polymerase II; cell differentiation.
UGGAAAUUACCCUGUAUUGGUCGGUUGUAUUCUCCAGUGCAUACGAAUCCUUUACUAGCAAAGCUGACGAUUGUGUUAGUGUUGAAUUCUUUUCAAUGAACUGCUUGAGUUAGUAAUUGUGAACAAGCAGCCGGGUCAACAGUCAGUGCCCACUGCCCUAUCAGUUAAUUUACCGGCCAAUUAAAACUAUCGCUUGUAAUGAGUACCGCGGUCGUAAGCGUAUUAUUGCCACUGAUCCUGCCAUAAGCCUGUUGUACUGUAGCCAUUGUGUUCAUCGGUGACUUCAUCCACGCAUGUGUCAUCCAAUAACCAAUCAGCGCCUUGGAUUCGAGUCAAUGAAAUAGAUGAAAAGUUACUACUAAAAUUAAACUCACAUCAGUCGAGUGCGAUAGCCAAAUACGACACGCCUAAACAAGCAGAGUGAAAUACAACUGUGUUACCGUGCCGACCGAUUUCUUCCGAUUUCGUUGAAGUAAACAUCUUAGAAGAGAAUCAUCUUUCUUUGAAGUUUUUUCUUUUUUUAUUGAAUUUUCAAAUGCUCGACUACUACUCUACCAUGGAUGAGUCGCCGCGCAAAAGCCCGGCAUUGAGUACCGUCGCUCAUGAUUACAGCCAAGUAUCUUCUCCUCAUGCCGUGCAAAAUAGUGAAACCGCCGAUAGCCUAAAAAGUCGGCUUAGCCCGACGCCGGACGCAGUAGAAGAACGGCAAAUACCCAAAGUAGAUGGCGUUGUUCAAGUACAAAAUCACGGACAAUCUAUCCCUCAUAUUACACCUUUUUCCGUAUUGGACAUUCUUGAUCCUAACAAAUUCACUGGAUGUAAUAGGGCGUCAUCAAAUGGUUUGCCAUCGCCGUCUGCUUCAGAUGAAAACGAAUACGAAUAUUGUUCUGAUGACCAGGCAGACAGCCGAUUAGAAAUAGAAGCAAACAACGAAACAUGUAAAGAUUCUGACGAGUACGACGAUGAUUCGAGGGAACUCAUUGAUGUCGAUGAUAGCGAGAGUAUUAAAUCAGAUUCUGGAAAUGAGGAGGACGGUGACGAUAAAAGUAGAAAACGAAAGCGAAUCGAUGACAACAAGGCAGGCAAACCGCGCCGAGCGAGAACGGCAUUCACCUACGAACAAUUAGUCGCACUGGAGAACAAAUUCAAAACAACGAGAUAUUUAUCUGUUUGCGAGAGAUUGAACUUAGCACUGUCAUUGAGCCUUACAGAAACGCAGGUGAAAAUAUGGUUCCAGAACAGACGCACGAAAUGGAAGAAGCAGAACCCAGGCAUGGACCCCAACGCACCCACCACACACGCUCAAACGCCUAUCCCAGCAAGUCUCCCCAGUAACUAUACUGCUGGUUUAUUAUAUGGCUCACAAGUAUGGCACGGACUCCAUAGCGCCGGUGCAGUACCAUACUUUUUAGGCUCACCAUACACGACAUUGCCAUCACAAGGCCGUCAUUUUCAUCCCUACUUAAGUCAUGCUACGUUAUAGGAUGAGGCCAUGAAUGAAAAAAGACAUUUUAAUAUUUCUUCACUUCGAAAACGACCUACUUUCUUGCCUUAAUUUAAACGAACAGGGUCCGAAAGACUUUGGUCGCUCUAUUUAUGUAGAUCAAAAAGGAAUAUGUUGUUUUUUUCUGUCUCCUGUGAAAAUUAUGAUUGUUAAAGUAUUUGAAGUUAAAAUAUUAUGUAUUGCUUACAAUCAAUAAUUGCGCCAUACUUAAAAAAACACCACUGUACUUUUAAGGUCACUCACAAAAUGAUUGUUAUUUAUUAGCAUUUUUUAAAGAGUUGUUAUAGGUAGCAUUUUAAACACAGUGUCGUAUUAUUCGUAAAUAUUUUUAGAGUCAAUAUUGUACUGCCGAUUUACAAAAAAGUGUCAGAAAAUAUUUUUAUGCGUCUAUUUAAGUAAAAAAAGAGACACUUUAAACGUCCAAGUUUAGUUACAUUAGAACUAUCGUAAAUAAUGCCUUUAAAUGACCAUUUAUACCAGUGAGAUGAAACAAAAAAUAACGGAAACCUUAAAGUUAUAUAUUCCAUUUAAUCGAUAAAUAUAUGCGAUCGAUUUCUUACUCGUUUCACAAAGAUGUAUAAGUUCACAUCUAUUGAAAGAUGUCACUUCAUAAAAAAAUGUAUAUUUAAUUAAAAUUUCACUUUAUCAAGGGCACGCCUGUUCGCAGAGAAUAAUAUUAUAAAUCAAGCAAUAUCGUCUGCGAAGAACAGAUACAAAACGCGCAAUGUGCUUUUUAGUAAAUUAAAAAGCGCGUGCGUUCGCAGACGAUAUUGUUCUUACUUGUAAUUAGAAGAUUUAGUAAGCGUCUUCAAAUGAUUGUAAAUUAUAGGUUUAUGUAUGUACUGAAAAUUGCCAUAUGUUGAUUCUUUUUUAGAAAAAAAUAUAUAAAUAUAUGAAUUGUUGCAACGUGAA